Annulohypoxylon maeteangense is the source of this 2929-nucleotide messenger RNA. RefSeq lists its product as uncharacterized. The transcript is spliced from 7 exons. Gene Ontology annotation, cellular component: mRNA cleavage and polyadenylation specificity factor complex. The record is from RefSeq and is a predicted model, not a curated record. NCBI's taxonomy places the organism in Eukaryota, Fungi, Ascomycota, Sordariomycetes, Xylariales, Hypoxylaceae. Bases 428 to 2641 code for a protein of 737 amino acids.
UUUCAAGGUUGUCGGGUGAAGACUUCAGUACCAACCUUGGAAGUUAUUCAAUUCCACUUGUUAAUUAUUUACGUCGACAACCUCUUUCACACCCCAUCACAUGGUCUGGAGAUACUUUCUAUAUGACCAUUAGAUCAUACCAGCAACUAAAUCUUUCAAUCGCUGAUGUUAGCACGCACGCAUUCACGAAUCCACGACGCGACAUAAUACAUCAACGACAUUGUUCACUUGAGCACAUAACGACUCAACAACUCGAAUCUUGACAACCUACUAAUUCAGCUUCGGUCUCCUAACCAUCAAACACCAUUUUCAAUCCAUGAUUAUCAUUGUCGGUUUAUAGUUCAUACUCUGCUACAACUUCUGUCUCUCGACCCGUUUGAUUUCGACUAUAUCUUGGACCCGCUUGGGUCUACCCGAGUAAACCGCAAUGGCGACUGCACAGUUAUCCGUCCAAGACCAAAUUCGCCAACUUGAGGGGGCGCGCAAACUUGUAUUAGGAAACGCGGGCUACUAUACACAGGUCAUCCAAGCUUCCCUUCCCAUUAUAGGUCCAUCCGCCCAAGUGGAAUUCCGACGAUGGGGCGCCGAGUUUCUUGCCGAAGCAUUUGCUACUCCUGCAAUUGCGCCGGGCCAGAAAGAGACAUUGUCUUUACUAGUGCUAGAGACCCUAAAGCUACUGGUGGAAGACGUUAACCAAGAUGUUACUGUAUUGAAAAGCGUUAUUCAAACGGCAGCUAGUGUAUACCCACUGGCGUUACGAUGGAUUAUUAACAACUCCUACGACACGCCCACAUGGGAUCGGAUGACCGAUAUAAAGACUGCUAUUCUGCGAAUCUGGGAUAAUGCCCCACCGAGUAUUCGAAUAUGCUGUAUCAAGUUCGCUCAACGCGUGGUACUUGCACAGACACAGAGUAUAAAUCCAGAGCCAAGACGCGGUGACCUUCUCGACAUAUCGCUGCUCAUGAUCCCCCCAAAUCACCCAGUCCUUGACGCACCCAAACUUGAGGCCGAAGCAUCGGGGCUCUUAGACAGAAUGCUCGGGGUUUUGCAGGACAAUAGCAGUGAUGCUUUGGUUGUAGAUGCUACAUUGAAUACACUGUCUAUCCUUGUCCGAAACAGACCAGCAACGUCUAAUAGGAUCCUCAACACGGUUCUCAACUUCAACCCUUUGAAGCUAGCAAAUUCACCCAUGACGCCUAAGAUCAAAGUUCUUGUCAAGUCGAUGGAGAAAACGACACGAAUGCUCCUCAUGCACUUAUCCAGACGAAACCCGCAGAAUCCACAGAUCGGACGUAUCCAACAAUACGUUGAGCGACUCAUGCGCUCUCGAGCCGAGAUCUUCGACGAGGGAAACCGUAAAAGAGCCAUGGCAGAGCAGGCUGAUGCACAAGACACCAAGCGCCAACGAACAGGAACUACGCCAUCCAAUCCCCAAAUAGAGAUAACUCCAUUGAAGCCUGGACCUCAUACCCUCGCAGAUGUCUUCACAUUUACUAAUAAUGAUGGACUGAAGCACUUUAACGUAGGUGAUAAUGUUCCGGCACCUCUCGCCGCGAAGAUCAGUGUCACAACUAUCGCCCGGAUAGACCAGCAAUUGUUAGAUCGGGCUAUUCAGGGAGUACGAGAUCGCUUAGCAGCGCUCAAUGUGGCUCAGCCCGAGCCAAUUAAUCCCGAGACGGCGCCACUCGAUGUUGAAGAGGAUGAGGAUGACUAUGAACCGGAUUAUUAUGCCGCAGAAGACACGGAGCAGAUCUUGAACAAACUUGACUCUUCGCCAGCAGAACAGCCACGCGAAUUAGAAAAGCCUGCAUUAGGCGGGCUGGCAUUACCUACAUUCCGACUACCACCACCGCCCACGUUGAAUCCGGAUCAGGCCGCUAAAGUGGGACAAGGGUCGAUCACGAGAGUGUUCAGCACUAUGAGAACACUAGAGGACCCGGCUGUCAAGAAAACCAAAGCUGGUAUUAAUAGGCUAGCGGCCAGCUCGUACGACCGAGACUCGUGGAUUACUGUAAUUACUCGCCUAGCAACUCGAGCAAAUGCGGGACUUGACAUGUCAGAGGAUGACGAGAAUACCAAGGGCGUCUUUCCACCGCCCCAGCUCAGCGAUUCCAUUCGGGAGAUGCUGUUUAACUACGUCUUGGAGGACUUCCGCAAGCGGAUCGAAGUAGCCGUCUCCUGGUUAAGUGAGGAAUGGUAUAACGACAAAGUACAACAGCGUUCCGCAGCAUCCUCGCCUGUUGUCCGUGAUGUGGCUAUUAAUUACGAAAAAUGGGCCCUUCGUCUUUUAGAUGGAUUUAUCCCUUACCUCCACGGACAAGACAAAGUUCUGACACGAUUCCUCAGCGAGUUACCCGAGCUCAACCCCGCUAUCUUGACGCGGAUCAAGACUCUAUGUCGAGAUCCCAGCUUAGUGAAUCUAGCACUGACAACGCUAUAUUACCUGGUGAUGCUGCGCCCGCCGGUCAGAGAGCUUGCAUUAGAUGCGAUACAGGAUAUCUGGUCAGAUUAUGAAGACACAAGACCCCUAGCCGCCAAGUUUUUACAGAAAUGGCGGCCUGGCUUCUUAGAAGCAGUGCAAAAAGCCAUGUCUGGAAAUGAAGGAGCCGUUGGAGCUAGUACAGCCGCAGUCGUCUCAUGAUACCCACUCAACGAUGAUAGUUGUUUAGACUUGCGAGCCAAUCGAUGCGGAUGUUAGGUAUUUCUCGGGCCAUAUCCGUAGGAUGGCGACGGUUAGUAGGUAUUACCUUCCUGGGCGCCGUUGCAUUUGCUGGUAGUCGGAUUGGUAGGGCGUUUAGAAAUGGAAACGGGUUUGGAAUGGGUUAAUCAAGCCUAUAAUGAUAGGCUAGAGUAUAUGUGCAAAACGUACGUAGGUAGGGGUUACUCUGGUGAAGCCCUUCACAAGUACCGGAUAAAUGACAAUAUGAGC